Molecule: messenger RNA, 2735 nt
Organism: Apodemus sylvaticus (European woodmouse)
Lineage: Eukaryota; Metazoa; Chordata; Mammalia; Rodentia; Muridae
Gene: Gpr82
Product: G protein-coupled receptor 82
Exons: 5
Coding region: 455-1441 (328 amino acids)
Biological process (GO): G protein-coupled receptor signaling pathway
Cellular component (GO): membrane
Molecular function (GO): G protein-coupled receptor activity
Source: RefSeq, a predicted model, not a curated record
AUAGUGAAAGCUCAAGUGAUGGGUACAGCCUGGAGGGGUGGGAGAGGUGCUCCCUUACUCUUCUGGAAUGACCAUUUUUCUACAUCCUUCCAAGGCUGUGGUACUGGAGAUGUCAUUCGCCAAGACAGAGCUUUGCCAAUGACAACCCUCUCCAGCUUCUCAGGAUCAAUCUCUGAGUAAAUCCAACUUCGUAUCAUCUACUUACUGGACAAGUGUCUAAUUUCCUUUUUCUCUCCACUGUACUUGGUGUCAUGCAAGACUCUACUCACACUGAUUAAGGAUACUGGAAGAGUGAAGAUCAGAGAAUUGUGAGUGUGAAACCUUAAUGAGGAUAAGAUACUUAUAUAGACAAAGGAAUUACCCAUCACUUUAAGUACUGUUGCUUUUACUUUAACCACACCAGUGUGACAACUUGAAAAGCUCCCGUGACAAAAAUCAAGAAAAUCUAAAAUAAAUGAAUAAUAACUCGACAUGCAUUCAACCAUCCGUGAUUUCUACCACAGCUUUACCAAUCACUUACAUCUUUUUGUGUAUUGUUGGUCUCUUUGGAAACUCACUUGCUCAAUGGGUAUUUUUAACAAAAAUAGGUAAGAAAACAUCAACACAUAUUUACUUGGCAAAUCUUGUGACUGCGAACUUACUUGUGUGCACUGCUAUGCCUUUCAUGGGUGUAUAUUUCUUGAAGGGUUUUUAUUGGAAAUAUCAAUCUGUACAAUGCAGACUGGUCAAUUUUUUGGGAACUCUAUCCCUGCAUGUAAGUAUGUUUGUCAGCCUCUUAAUUUUAAGCUGGAUUGCUAUAAGCCGCUAUGCUACUUUAAUGAAAAAGGAGUCCAGGCAAAAGGCCACCUCAUGCUACGAGAGAAUGUUUUAUGGUCACUUACUGAAAAGAUUUCGCCAGCCAAACUUUGCCAGAACAAUGUGUAUUUAUAUAUGGGGAGUUGUGCUUGUUGUUAUUCUUCCAGUUACCUUAUACUACUCAGUGGUUGAGGCUACAGAAGAAGGAGAGAGCCGGUGCUACAAUCGAAAGAUGGAACUGGGAGCCAGCCCUUCUCAGAUUGCGGGUCUCAUUGGAACCACAUUUAUUGGAUUCUCCUUUUUAGUAGUAGUAACAUCAUACUAUUCUCUUGUCAGCCAUCUGAGAAGAGUAAGGACCUGUACCUCCAUUACUGAGAAAGAUUUGACCUACAGAUCUGUGAAAAGACACCUUUUGAUCAUCCAGGUCCUCCUAGUAGUCUGCUUUCUUCCAUAUAGUAUUUUUAAACCCAUUUUUUAUGUUCUGCACCAGAAAGAACAAGACUGUCAGCAGCUGAAUUAUUUAAUAGAAGCAAAAAAUAUCCUCACUUGUCUUGCAUCAGCCAGAAGUAGUACUGACCCCAUUAUAUUUCUUUUAUUAGAUAAAACAUUCAAGAAGACACUAUAUGAUCUCCUUACAAAACCUUAAUUCACUGCACAUACUAUCAUGUGGAUGGAUGGCUUUUGGACAGAAAACACCACAAAAUAGAAAAAAAUGCAUGUCACUCUAUUAGUGACAUUAACGGGCACCAAGAAAACUUCUAUGGUUUUUUUUAAAGAUAUAUGCAUAAAAUUGGACUUAUAGUUCUACUUAUAUUAAAAGAUGAAAUGGCAGAAACUUUCAGAGACAAGUCAAGUAUACCAAAAGGAUUCUACUGUGCAUGAAGUCAGACAUUGUUUUGUUUUCAGUCAGUUGUGGAUCUUCUGUUCAAAACACAAUAUUUUAUGACUAAAGGAUGAAGAACAAAAAAGGUUUAUGGGUUUGCCUGAUUUCUAACCUAGUCUAUGGUCAGAUUUGAUUUUGUUUAUAACUUGAAAAAAUGAUUAGAAAAAUGUAAGUACUGGAAAAGUCAACUAGUAGGAAAUGUCUUUGUUUAAAUCCCAUCUAUAACUAGCUGCAUGAAGUCAAUUUGGUAUAAUUUGGCUCAUUUUAUUACUGGUAAAGGCAAUAUUCAAUGAUUCCAAUACUUAAUACAUAGAUUUCGCUUACAAACAUUUGGAUUAUAUUUGUCAUUAUAUAUAUAUAUAUAUAUAUAUAUAUAUAUAAUGAUAUGUUAUAAUCAUAUAAAUAAUGGUGCUAUCAAUGAUGACAGUACCUUCCAUAUGUUUAAUUAAUUUUUAUAAAUUAAACAAAAAUAAAGAAGUAUAAUCAUAUUGGAUAAAAGGCUGGCCUCUGGAUUCAAACUCUCUGGGUUCAAUACUGGCUCUACCUCUUAUUUAGGUGGAGAAUCUUAGGCAAAUUACUUACCCUCUUUACAUAUUAGUUUCUUUCAUUGUGGAACAGAAAAUAUGACCUGAUUCAUAUCACUAUUAUUAAAUCAGAUACUGUUCAGCACUUUCUAUGGGCUAGACCCUCUGUGUAUUUGUUUCACAAUUAUGAUUUUAACAACCACAAAGCAUGUUAGUGUACUUACUGAUGAAAAAACCCAGAUAUGAAGUUAAGUGGUUAUCCCAAUUCCUCCAGUAUUUAAGUAUAUUUAAGAAGCAAUCAUUUCUUAGUGGUAAUUUCUUUCAUGUAAUCUUGGCAGUAAGAAAAAGAGUGAUUAUAUUCUGCAUUGUAUACAUUAUGAAUAAAAAUAAAAAAAAAUGUGUUCUCCAAAUGAUCAUAUGCCCCAUCUUCCUUUUCUACUUCCAUGGUGCUUGCAUUCUCUUCGUGAAUGGAAACUAAUGAAACAGCUGAGUAAAAUCAACCACUGAACACAACUUGGCACAUUGUUAGGAGC